Molecule: messenger RNA, 4008 nt
Organism: Vicia faba (fava bean)
Lineage: Eukaryota; Viridiplantae; Streptophyta; Magnoliopsida; Fabales; Fabaceae
Source: the annotation of a GenBank genome assembly
AUGCUUCGCUCAGAAGCUCUGGGGUUAUUUUAUUCUGACCUUCAAAAUGAUCUUUAUAAAUCCCCCUUUGCCAUUUAUCAUCGAAGGUAUAGCACAAAUACUAGUCCCAGAUGGCCUCUUGCACAACCAAUGAGACUUCUUGGUCAUAAUGGAGAGAUCAACACCAUACAGGGGAAUUUGAACUGGAUGCAGUCACGAGAGCCUUCGUUGAAGUCACCUGUAUGGCGAGGUCGUGAAGAUGAAAUUCGUCCAUUUGGAAAUCCAAAGGGAUCAGACUCAGCAAAUCUUGACAGUGCUGCAGAAUUAUUAAUAAGAAGUGGUCGAAGCCCUGAGGAGUCCAUGAUGAUCCUUGUUCCAGAGGCUUACAAGAAUCAUCCAACACUGACAAUUAAAUACCCUGAGGCAGUUGACUUCUAUGACUAUUACAAGGGCCAGAUGGAAGCAUGGGAUGGACCCGCCUUGCUUUUAUUCAGUGAUGGAAAAACUGUUGGUGCAUGCCUUGAUCGGAAUGGACUUCGACCUGCUAGAUAUUGGCGAACAUCAGACAAUAUGGUCUAUGUUGCUUCUGAGGUUGGUGUUGUACCAAUGGAUGAAUCAAAGGUUAUCUUGAAAGGCCGAUUAGGUCCAGGCAUGAUGAUAACGGUUGAUUUACUUGGUGGUCAGGUCUAUGAGAAUAUGGAGGUUAAAAAACGAGUAGCCUUAUCAAACCCAUAUGGAGACUGGAUCAAGGAAAAUCUGCGGUCUUUGAAGUCUGGGAAUUUCCUUUCAUCCUCUGUGAUGGAGAAUGAUGCAGUAUUAAGACACCAACAGGCAUUUGGGUACUCCAGUGAAGAUGUCCAGAUGGUGAUUGAGAGUAUGGCUUCUCAAGGAAAGGAACCUACAUUUUGUAUGGGAGAUGAUAUUCCAUUGGCAGCGUUAUCUCAGAAACCUCACAUGCUUUUUGAUUACUUUAAGCAGCGGUUUGCACAGGUUACAAAUCCUGCAAUUGAUCCACUUCGAGAAGGGUUAGUUAUGUCUCUUGAAGUAAAUAUAGGGAAAAGAAGGAAUAUAUUGGAAAUAGGACCAGAGAAUGCUUCACAGGUUAUAUUAUCUAGUCCGGUAUUGAAUGAAGGGGAUCUUGAGUCAUUGUUGAAAGACUCCCACUUAAAACCACAAGUGUUGCACACAUUUUUUGAUAUAACUAAGGGGAUUGAUGGUUCCUUGGAGAAAGCAUUAACUAAGCUUUGCGACGCUGCAGAUGAAGCUGUUAGAAAUGGUUCCCAGCUGUUAGUUCUUUCAGACCGAUCAGAAGCACUGGAACCAACUCAUCCUGCAAUUCCAAUACUUCUUGCUGUUGGUACUGUUCAUCAGCAUCUAAUCCAGAAUGGUCUUCGGAUGUCAGCUUCAAUUGUAGCGGAUACUUCUCAGUGCUUUAGCACUCAUCAGUUUGCCUGUUUAGUAGGAUAUGGUGCAAGUGCUGUGUGUCCAUACUUGGCACUGGAGACAUGUCGUCAAUGGCGUUUGAGUAAUAAAACGGUAAAUCUGAUGAAGAAUGGAAAGAUGCCAACUGUAUCAAUUGAACAGGCGCAGAAAAACUACUGCAAGGCUGUAAAAGCAGGUCUUCUUAAAAUUCUUUCCAAAAUGGGCAUCUCAUUGCUUUCAAGUUACUGUGGUGCACAGAUAUUUGAAAUCUAUGGACUAGGGAAGGAAGUUGUGGAUCUUGCAUUCAGCGGAAGUGUAUCGAAAAUUGGUGGAUUAACUUUUGACGAGCUAGCUAGAGAAACUUUAUCUUUCUGGGUGAAGGCAUUCUCUGAAGAUACAGCUAAAAGAUUGGAAAAUUUUGGAUUUAUACAGUUUAGACCAGGAGGCGAGUAUCAUGCAAAUAAUCCAGAGAUGUCAAAGUUGCUCCACAAAGCUGUUCGUCAGAAAAGCCAGAAUUCCUUUUCAGUUUAUCAACAAUAUUUGGCUAAUCGACCUGUGAAUGUUCUCCGUGAUCUUCUUGAGUUCAAAAGUGAUCGUGCCCCCAUACCUGUGGGGAGGGUUGAACCUGCUUCAUCUAUUGUGAAACGGUUUUGCACCGGGGGGAUGUCCCUUGGAGCUAUAUCUAGAGAAACUCAUGAAGCAAUUGCAAUUGCAAUGAACAGAAUAGGUGGAAAAUCAAAUUCAGGGGAAGGUGGUGAGGAUCCUAUUCGCUGGAAACCACUUACUGAUGUUGUUGAUGGUUACUCUUCGACUCUUCCACAUCUUAAAGGUCUUCAAAAUGGGGAUACUGCUACUAGUGCUAUUAAACAGGUUGCUUCAGGAAGGUUUGGUGUCACUCCAACAUUCUUGGCAAAUGCUGAUCAAUUAGAAAUCAAAAUUGCACAAGGUGCAAAGCCUGGUGAAGGUGGACAAUUGCCUGGGAAAAAAGUUAGCAUGUAUAUUGCAAGAUUGAGAAACUCUAAACCAGGGGUUCCUCUUAUAUCUCCACCUCCUCAUCAUGACAUUUACUCUAUUGAGGAUCUUGCUCAGUUGAUAUUUGAUCUUCACCAGGUGAACCCUAGGGCCAAGGUAUCUGUGAAACUGGUGGCUGAAGCUGGAAUUGGCACUGUUGCAUCUGGGGUUGCAAAAGGCAAUGCGGACAUUAUACAGAUUUCAGGACAUGAUGGAGGAACAGGAGCAAGCCCUAUAAGUUCCAUCAAACAUGCAGGAGGUCCUUGGGAACUUGGACUUACGGAAUCUCACCAGACACUUGUUGCAAAUGGACUUAGAGAAAGGGUUAUUCUCAGAGUUGAUGGUGGAUUUAGAAGUGGAGUUGAUGUCAUGAUGGCAGCAAUAAUGGGUGCUGAUGAAUACGGGUUUGGUUCAGUGGCAAUGAUUGCCACUGGAUGUGUUAUGGCCCGCAUUUGCCACACCAAUAAUUGUCCAGUUGGUGUUGCCAGUCAGAGGGAAGAGUUGCGCGCACGCUUUCCUGGUGUUCCCGGUGAUCUUGUCAACCUCUUUUUAUAUGUAGCUGAAGAGGUAAGAGGCACUUUAGCACAGCUGGGGUACGAGAAGUUAGAUGAUAUAAUUGGCCAAACAGACUUGCUGAGACCAAGAGACAUAUCUCUUGUGAAAACUCAGCAUCUAGAUCUGAGUUAUAUCCUCUCUAGUGUUGGGUUACCUAAAUGGAGCAGUACAGAAAUCCGGAAUCAGGAGCCACAUACAAAUGGUCCUGUUCUGGAGGAUGGUUUGCUAGCAGACGCAGAGAUUGCAGAUGCCAUUGAAAAUGAAAAAGCAGUUAGUAAGACCGUAAAUAUAUACAAUGUUGAUCGUGCUGUCUGUGGUCGUAUAGCUGGUGUUAUUGCAAAGAAAUACGGUGAUACUGGUUUUGCUGGUCAGUUGAAUAUAACAUUUACAGGAAGUGCUGGGCAGUCAUUUGGAUGCUUUCUGACGCCAGGAAUGAAUAUUCGCCUUGUAGGAGAGGCUAAUGAUUAUGUUGGAAAGGGCAUGGCUGGAGGAGAAUUGGUUGUCACUCCAGUUGACAAGACAGGGUUUCAACCCGAGGAUGCAGCUAUUGUGGGUAACACUUGCUUGUAUGGGGCAACAGGAGGGCAGGUUUUUGUAAGAGGGAAAGCCGGGGAAAGGUUUGCUGUCAGAAACUCACUUGCUGAAGCUGUUGUUGAAGGCACAGGAGAUCAUUGUUGUGAGUACAUGACUGGUGGCUGUGUGGUUAUCCUAGGAAAAGUGGGAAGAAAUGUAGCUGCUGGAAUGACAGGAGGAUUGGCUUACAUUCUUGAUGAGGAUAAUACCCUCAUUCCCAAGAUAAACAGAGAAAUUGUUAAAAUUCAACGAGUAACAGCGCCUGUGGGGCAGAUACAGCUGAAGAAACUAAUUGAAGCUCAUGUUGAAAAAACGGGUAGCAACAAAGGCGAUGCCAUUUUGAAGGAUUGGGACAAGUAUUUAUCACUAUUUUGGCAGUUGGUUCCACCUAGUGAAGAAGAUACCCCUGAGGCUAAUGCCAAGUAUGACAUAACUUCUACAGAACAGGUCACUUUGCAGUCUGCUUAG